This is a messenger RNA of Ananas comosus (pineapple), 2748 nucleotides long. Its product is annotated as putative pentatricopeptide repeat-containing protein At1g09680. Bases 681 to 2486 code for a protein of 601 amino acids. The record is from RefSeq and is a predicted model, not a curated record. Lineage: Eukaryota; Viridiplantae; Streptophyta; Magnoliopsida; Poales; Bromeliaceae. The transcript is spliced from 2 exons. Gene Ontology annotation, molecular function: protein binding.
CUAAAUUCGGCGAUUACAGUGUGUCGUCACCGACUUCACUUAUCAUUGUCCCACGCCUUCGUCGUAAUAUUUGCGAAAUUAUAACCUAACGAGGGCGCGUUCGAUGUUUAAUAUGCAGAUAACGCGCGAUCCCCUCCGUUGUCGUCCCCGAUUCGCCAUCGCCAUCGCCAUUGCAGGAUUGUUUAGGACACACCCUCCUGUUUGUGAAGAUGUUGACAUGGUUGGAGAUGUGCACAUAAAGUGUUUGUUUAAAUGUCCAAAUAAACCAUGUUAUGGAGAUGCAGGGAUAUGAAGUGAGUGGUAGCUAUGAGUAAACAAUAUUCAGUUGCGGAGACUAUAAGAUUCAUGGACAUCAUAAGAUCGAUAGAUUCAAGGAGAUGGUUUUGAGGUAAAAAACGAAAAGAAAAGAAAAAAAUAGAACUUGGUAAUUGGAUAGAAUUGCUGUCUGAUGACUCGGAAAAAUUACAUUUUUCUUUUGUCGUUGUCAACACGCAGGAUAUUUUGGAACCUCUACAUGUAGAUCUUAUUGCUCCAUGCAAAUCAAUUGAAUAAGGUCCUUAACCCGCCAAAGGAUUCACAGUGUAUAACUUGUUAAUAAUCGUCCUUCGAGAAUCCGUCGCCACUUCGUCAAAACCUCCAAUAUCAUUUUGGCACUCAAUUUCCUGCUACCACCACGAAACAUGUUAAAGCAAAUCAGAAGGUUUCCCUCCUCUCACCUCCCCUUUCUCUUAUCCUCCUCUUUCUACUAUUCUAUUACCACUACUGUAGCUUCACCAUGGUACUCUCCUCCCCCAUUUAAUCCACCCCCAGAUCCUCUUAUCCUCACCGUCUCCCGCGCCAUCGCUGCUUCCCCCGAUGUCUCCCUCGACGCCUCCCUUGGCUCCCUCCUCCCCUCCCUCUCCGCCAACCUCGUUGUUUCCCUGCUCUCCCUCAACCCCCUCUCCCUGCCUCCUCUCGCCCUCCUGUCCUUCUUCCAUUGGCUCUCCUCUCAUCCCCACUUUCGCCACACUCCGCUCUCUUUCCUGUCUAUGGCCAAUCUCCUACUCACCCACCGCCUCUCCUCUGCCACUACCCCUCUCAUCCGCCUCCUUGUGGCCCGACGUGGACGUGACUCCGCCCACGCACUUUUCUCCGCUGCCCUCCAGGCCACCACUCCUCAGGCCCCUCACCCAGCCCUCCUCGCCGCCCUCACUAUUGAAUACACCAUUGCUGAUCUCAUCUCCGAUGCCAUCCAAUGCAUACGCCUGGCUAUCAAGCAUCAGCUCCGCCUGCCAUUUGAUGCAUGCUCCUAUCUUCUCGACCGUCUGAUGCAUUCCUACUCUCCUGCAGUUGCGUGGGCCUUCUAUUCCGAGAUCCAAGAUGUUGGGUUCCCCCCGACAGUGCGACCGUUUAACAUUAUAAUGCAUUCUUUUUGCAAAUUGGGCAAUCUUACCAAUGCUAAUUUGGUUUUUAAUGAGAUUACGCGACGUGGAUCUCGACCAACAGCGGUCAGUUUCAACACUCUAAUAGAUGGUUACUGUAAAAUUGGAGAUUUGGAAGCUGGGUUUGAUCUAAAGUUACGAAUGGUGGCAGAUGGGAUUGAACCUGAUGUAUUUACAUACAGCGUAUUGAUCAGGUCAGUGUGUAGGGUGGGUAGACUAGACGAUGCAAAACAAUUGUUCGACGAGAUGUGCGCGAAAGGUUUGGUUCCAAACGCGGUGACUUUUACGACUUUGAUUGAUGGGCACUGCAAAGAAGGGAAAGUUAAAGCUGGGGUGAAGUUCUAUCAAGAGAUGUUAAGGAAAGGUGUUAAGCCUGAUAUGAUAACAUAUAAUACACUUGUGAAUGGCCUGUGCAAGGCUGGGGAUUUGAGAGAGGCAAAGAAGAUUGUGGAGGAGAUGAGAGAGAGAGGACUUAAACCUGAUAAAAUUACUUACACUACUCUCAUAGACGGGUGUUGUAAAGAAGGGGAACUGGAGAUGGCAAUAGAACUUAGAAAGGAAAUGGUAGCUGAAGGGGUUAAGUUAGAUGAAGUGACCUAUACAGCGCUUAUAUCGGGGUUAAGUAAAGAAGCUAGAGCGUCGGAUGCCGAAAGAACUCUUCACGAAAUGACAAGGGCCGGUUUCGUCCCUGAUAAAGCAACCUGCACUAUGGUGAUUGAUGCCUUUUGCAGAAAGGGUGAGGUUAAAAGGGGCUUCAAGCUGCUAAAGGAGAUGCAAAAUAACGGCCAUACACCGGAGGUCGUGACGUAUAACGUGAUCAUGAAUGGGCUCUGCAAAAUUGGGCAAAUGAAGAACGCCGAUAUGCUUUUGAACGCGAUGCUUAAUAUAGGAGUUAAACCUGAUGAUAUUACCUACAAUAUUCUCUUGGAUGGGCAAUGCAAGCAUGGGCAGGUCAAAGAUGUUGAUGAAUUGAGAGGGGAGAAAGGAAUGGUUUCGGACUUUGCGACUUACUCUUCACUUAUCAGUGAAGUAGUUAAGAAGCAGAAGAAUCACCAAAAUAAAUAGCAAGCAUCACUAAAGCUUAAUUAGUUAAGGAAGAACAGCUACAGUUGUACAUAUGUUGCUGAUAGUUGCUACUUAUAUGUGCAAUAUAUUAUCCUCAACUGAUUCUUUAUUCUUCACCUUUUGAGUUCUCUCUACAACCAUUUAGAAGGUCAGGUACCUGAGACUCUGUAAUGAUUUACAAGCUCUUCAUUAUACAUCCACUGCGAGAACUGCGAAAUAGUAUAAAUUUGCAAAUGCAAUGUCAUGUUUGCUGUUGAGUUCA